Molecule: messenger RNA, 1083 nt
Organism: Penicillium griseofulvum
Lineage: Eukaryota; Fungi; Ascomycota; Eurotiomycetes; Eurotiales; Aspergillaceae
Exons: 1
Coding region: 1-1083 (360 amino acids)
Source: RefSeq, a predicted model, not a curated record
AUGUCUCGUCUGUCUUACUCACUGGCGGGAGCCUCCUUGCUCGUAACUUUCAUUGUCACUAUUCUCAAUGGGAUCUGCUACGCAACCUCCAAAGCCUCUCCCGAUGUUGCCUCGACUAUCCUAAGUGCAGUAAGCUUCUUGACUCUGGUUGCUCUCAGCCUGCUGCACCACCAAAAUAUACAAACCGGCCGCCAACUAUUGAUCUGUUUCGCCGGCGGAUAUCUACUCAUUUCCGCUGCAGCAUCUGCCGGAGCAAUGGCAGCUAGUCCUCAAGCCUCGGUCUUGGUGGUUCGCUCGGUGUUCUGGGCACUAUCAGUAUUUGCGCAAGGCCUGUACUGCGGGUUCCUUGUCGUCACGCUAGUCCAGGAAAAAUCUAAUUCUGAAUGGCCGCGUGCCUACUCCCAGGAGCUCAAGGAUAUCCCGCGGACCCCACGUUUUCUUCCAUCACCUCCUCCAGUAUGCGACUUGUCCGAUCUAUUUGAACCUAAAAGAGCCUCACUCCGCAAAUUCCCCCGGCGAUCCAGUCACUACUCAGACGCAACACUCUGUCCUCCAAGCAUAAAGGAAGAAAAGUGUACCCCCAUCGACACACCAUGCUCUGCCCACAGCUCACCAAGCCCAUCCCCAACACGGGAUAGAAGGGUAGACACCCUCCCAGACCGGGACACUCGUCCCCUCCUGCAAGGUACCCACAGCAUUCGGAGCAUGCCCAGCCUACGACGCAACACACCAGUUCCAUCCCCAUCAGCAUCAACAACCCGCAUUGACUCCCCAACACAGUCCGGCUCUAACAAUUCAACGUGGGAAUAUAACCCAUUCGGCGAAGAGAACAUCCACCCUCUCUUCCGGUCAACAAGCCCCUGUCCGUCGCCAACCUUUGCCCCGGGGACAAUGGUCAAGGCCUCACCGAGCGCGGGGCAGACCAUCACACCUGGCACAAUCACGCGCAUGAGAUCUGCUCGCUCCCUCCGCGAUCAGUCCACGCUUACACCCUCCUCGCUGCCAGGGUCAGAGGAUACACUCCACCCGAUGAUGACUCCAACCCCAGGUGGUUCUGUGCGUUCGUCUUCUGAGAAGCGAUAA